AUGACCAAGCCUCUGAAGACGCGGAUCCGGCUCGAUGAGUUCUGGCAACAAGUUGUCUACGAGAACUUGCCGGAGAUCUGCUUUAAAUGUGGCCGAAUUGGGCACUCUGAAGCCGCCUGUCCCAAGCUUCAUAAUCCCCCGGCGAGUCUGUCUCAGGCGAACGUGUCGGAUCUGCCACAGGUACCGGAGGACAGCCCACCGGAGCCACCUGUCGGUUACGGGCCACGGAUGCAGGUAAUUAGGAAAUCACGGAGCCAGAAUAGGAAAGGGCAAACCAACCAUGGAUCCGCCCAAGGCAAUCAAACGGGCAGAAGCUAUGAAGCCGGGAAAGCGCCGCUCAAAAUGGGAAAGAAAUCGAAAGAUGAACAAGGCAACUCUGUUUUCUUGAAAGUCAGGAAGGGUAAGGAGGAGUUGAAAGGGGAUCCGAAAAAGGGAAAGGCCACCUUACAAUAG
Linum tenue is the source of this 453-nucleotide messenger RNA. The record is from the annotation of a GenBank genome assembly. Lineage: Eukaryota; Viridiplantae; Streptophyta; Magnoliopsida; Malpighiales; Linaceae.